Penicillium brasilianum is the source of this 2006-nucleotide messenger RNA. NCBI's taxonomy places the organism in Eukaryota, Fungi, Ascomycota, Eurotiomycetes, Eurotiales, Aspergillaceae. The record is from the annotation of a GenBank genome assembly.
CGCAGAUUGACUGGCCAGCGUCGCUUCAUUAUGGAUUACUCACCUUCCUCUCGGGCCUCGGCUGAAAAUCAAGUGCAUCAUGAUUGGCGACCGCAAAAACCUGGGGAAUACCAGUCCUGUUGCCAACCAUGGGGCCUGUCCGGCCAGCGAAAGGUUGCGGUUACUUCAACUGGUCGUCAGCCAGCUAAUUAUUUUGGUCUUCUUUUCCCUCUCCACUGACUGAUAGACCCCCCUCCCCACCGUCCACCAUGCCCGCUCAAACCCUCACCCGCGCUGAGGUCGCCAAGCACAACACCGAGGACUCUCUCUGGUGUAUCAUCGACCACCGUGUAUAUGACCUAACCGACUUUGUCGACGCCCACCCCGGUGGCAGCGUCGUCCUGGCCCAAGUCGCCGGCCAAGAUGCCACCACCGACUUCUACAACUUGCACCGACAAGAAGUCCUCGAGAAGUACCGCGAUCAGCUAUGCAUCGGUACGAUCGAAGGCGAGAAGCCCGAAGUCAUCGAUCCCAAGGUCGGCGCUUUGAGCCCCGUCCCGUAUGCAGAGCCGAUGUGGCUGCGCCCCCAGUUCAAGAGUCCGUACUAUAAAGAGAGCCACCGCCGGUUGCAAAAGGCCAUUCGCGAAUUCACGGACAAAUACGUCACACCCGAGGCCCAGGAGAAGGAGAGGGAUGGCACCUAUAUUAGUCAGGAGCUGAUUAACCGUAUGGCCGAGACGAAUGUCCUAGCCAUGCGACUUGGACCUGGCAAGCACCUGCACGGUCGCUCGCUGCUGGGCGGUGUCGUUGACGGCAAGGAGUUUGACUACCUGCAUGACAUGAUUGUCACGCAGGAGUUGGUCCGUGCGAAUGCUCGUGGUUUCCAGGAUGGAAACAUGGCCGGUAUGGCUAUCUCGCUUACUGCCGUGCAGCAGUGGCUGCACAACGCGGAGCUUAAGGAGCGGGUCACCGCCGAGGUCCUCUCUGGCCAGAAGAAGAUGUGUCUCGCCAUUACCGAGGCCUUUGCUGGUUCGGAUGUGGCCGGUCUGAAGACUACAGCUGAGAAGACGCCAGAUGGCAAGUACUACAUUGUCAACGGUACCAAGAAGUGGAUCACCAACGGCAUGUUCGCCGACUACUUCGUGACCGGCUGCAAGACUGAUAAGGGCUUCUCGGUCCUUCUUAUUCCCCGCGGCGAGGGCGUCGAGACCAAGCAGAUCAAGACUUCCUACUCGACUGCCGCCGCCACUGCCUUUGUGCAGUUUGAGAACGUCAAGGUCCCCGUUGGCAACCUGCUGGGCCAAGAGCACAAGGGUUUCAUCGUUAUUAUGAGCAACUUUAACCACGAGCGAUUCAUGAUGGUUGCUGCCGUUGUGCGCAUGUCUAUGACUAUCGUCGAGGAGUGUCUCAAGUGGUGCAACCAGCGCAUCGUCUUUGACAAGAAGCUGGUUGAGCAGCCCGCCAUCCGCCAGAAACUCGCCCGCAUGAUCUCUCUCACCGAGUCCAACCAAGCCUGGCUGGAAUCCAUCGCCUAUCAAAUGUGCAACAUGACCUACGCCGAGCAAGCCACCCACCUGGGCGGACCUAUCGGUCUGCUCAAGUCGCAUGCCACCCGGGCUGCCCAGGAGAUUGCCGACCACUCGACCAACAUCUUCGGUGGCCGCGGUAUCACGCAGAGCGGCAUGGGUAAGAUCGUUGAAAUGUUCCACCGCACGUACAAGUUCGAUGCCAUUCUGGGCGGAACCGAGGAGAUUUUGGCGGAUUUGGGUGUGAGGCAGGCGAUGAAGAAGUUCCCCAAGUCUAUGCUUUAGAGGUGCGAGUCUUUGAGUAGGCUUUUAGGGGACCUUUACACGAUUGUAUUAUUAUACCAAGGCCCUGCAGUUGAUACACUAUGAAGAAUAAGAUGCUGUUAAGUAUAUCGAUCAUGAUCUGAGGUAGUAUGUUUGUGCAACAGUGGCUAAGGGCAGCCUCGUUUUACGCUUCCCUAGCACUUCCUCAAGUAAGCUGGGAAAUACCCCCAGUUGUGG